CCUUCGCCUAGAAAUCGGUUAAUCAACAAAUAUCAUUGAAGGUCUUCGUUACGCACAAAGUUUACUUUUGCAUUAUCCAACAUUGAUUUAUUUUAAUAUUGUUCCUAUUUUACUGUAAGGACAAUGUCUUAUCAAUUAUAUCGAAACACGACAUUAGGUAAUACAUUACAGGAAAGUCUUGAUGAACUAAUUCAGUAUGGACAAAUCACACCACAAUUAGCAAUUAAAGUACUAUUGCAAUUUGAUAAAGCAAUAAAUCAGGCACUUGCAACCAGAGUUAAAUCUAGACUUUCAUUUAAGGCUGGCAAAUUAAAUACUUAUAGAUUUUGUGACAAUGUUUGGACAUUUAUGCUAAAUGAUGUUGAAUUUCGUGAAGUCCAAGAAGUUGCAAUAGUGGAUAAAGUUAAAAUUGUAGCAUGCGAUGGAAAAACAUUGGAUGCAGAUGCAGCAACAAAGCGAUAACACUGCUACCUUGCAUGAGCAAUUAUAAUUAUCGUAUCCCACAGAUAAGGAAGUACUAAUUACAAAGAAACUUCAACAUAUAUAGUAAUAUAAGCGAAACACAUUAUACGUUCAGCUAUAGUGGUUAAAUCAUAUACAGUAACUAUAAUCAUGACACUAUGUUGAAAGUAGGAACAUAAAGAUUACUUGCUUUUCUUUCUUACCAGAACCUAGUGUUAGUUUUAUUUUUAUAUUGUAUUUGGAAGUGAAUAGACUUUAUACAUCAUAUGUCUACUACAACUUAUCUUCGAGAAAUACAAAAAUAUGUUGUAUAAUAUAAUCUUCCUAUGUGGUCCAACAUGUUGUUCCAAAGAUGUAAAUAAUUCUAUAAACGAGACUGCAAGGUUUACUAAGAUAUCUAAAUAAGUGAUACUAAAUGGCAUUAAGGAUAUACAUGAACGUUGUUCAUUACAAUGUACUUUGUACUACAAAUAUAAGUCUUGGAUAUUAACAACA
Messenger RNA from Hylaeus volcanicus, 957 nucleotides. It is a transcript of the gene TfIIA-S, whose product is annotated as transcription initiation factor IIA subunit 2. Gene Ontology annotation, cellular component: transcription factor TFIIA complex. Gene Ontology annotation, molecular function: TBP-class protein binding; RNA polymerase II general transcription initiation factor activity. The record is from RefSeq and is a predicted model, not a curated record. Gene Ontology annotation, biological process: transcription initiation at RNA polymerase II promoter; RNA polymerase II preinitiation complex assembly. The coding region runs from base 124 to 462 and encodes 112 amino acids. Lineage: Eukaryota; Metazoa; Arthropoda; Insecta; Hymenoptera; Colletidae. The transcript has 4 exons.